Messenger RNA from Echinops telfairi (small Madagascar hedgehog), 920 nucleotides. RefSeq names its product transcription factor 15 (gene TCF15). Gene Ontology annotation, biological process: developmental process; regulation of transcription by RNA polymerase II. Gene Ontology annotation, molecular function: DNA-binding transcription factor activity, RNA polymerase II-specific; RNA polymerase II transcription regulatory region sequence-specific DNA binding; protein dimerization activity. NCBI's taxonomy places the organism in Eukaryota, Metazoa, Chordata, Mammalia, Afrosoricida, Tenrecidae. The record is from RefSeq and is a predicted model, not a curated record.
AUGUCUUCCAGGCCGCGGCUCCUUCCAGAGCCGGGAGCGCCGCGCGCCUCCCCCGGGGGCUCCACGCGGCCCCCCACCCCGGGCUGCAGGAGGGAGUGGCGCCCCAGCCCGAGGCCCUGCGGGCCGCCCACCUGCCGCUGCACCAAGCGCCAGAGACGGGGCGCUAAUGGGCGGGUGGCCGAGCGGGACCGCACGCAGAGCGUGAACACUGCCUUCACAGCGCUGCGCACCCUCAUCCCCACCGAGCCGGUGGACCGCAAGCUGUCCAAGAUCGAGACGCUGCGCCUGGCGUCCAGCUACAUCGCGCACCUGGCUAACGUGCUGCUGUGGGGCGACGCGGCCGACGACGGGCAGCCGUGCUUCCGAGCCGCCAGCGGGACCAAGGGCACGGCCGCCUCUCCCGCCGACGGCAGCCGCCAGCCGCGCUCCAUCUGCACCUUCUGCCUCAGCAACCAGCGGAAAGGGAGUGGCCGUCGUGACAUGGGAGGCAGCUGCUUGAAGGGGAGGGGCGUGGCCCCCCUUCGAGUACCCCGGAGAUGAACACGGGUCCCGGCAGCAUUUGUUCCAUCCAAGCAAGACCCCGGAGAAGGAGGCCGGAAGCCAGCACUGGCUGGAUAGGGGAGAAGACCCCAGGGAGCCGAGCCCACCCUGCUCUUGCAUAGGGACCAGGGGACAAUGGCCUGGGCUCUUGCCUCUCUGGGCAGGACCCCUGGGACAGCCUGAUCCAAGCCUGCAGAGCCGUGCGGAGCUGCCCGGCGGCGCCGGGCUCCAGCUGAUCAGAGACAAGGCAGAGCUUUAGGGAAAACAGAGACUGUUGAAGGAGGCUGUGUGUACAUGGCUGUAUGUGGGGUGUGUGCGUGUGUGAGAGAGAAAGAGAGAGAAGUGGUGGGUUUAAAAUAAAAAGAUAUUUUUAAAUAAAA